Molecule: messenger RNA, 1256 nt
Organism: Schizosaccharomyces octosporus yFS286
Lineage: Eukaryota; Fungi; Ascomycota; Schizosaccharomycetes; Schizosaccharomycetales; Schizosaccharomycetaceae
Product: actin binding methyltransferase
Exons: 4
Coding region: 242-1147 (301 amino acids)
Molecular function (GO): tRNA (cytidine-N3)-methyltransferase activity
Source: RefSeq, a predicted model, not a curated record
CGAGAAACAAUGUUUAUGAAGGUUCGGUUUCAAGGAGUACAUACUAAGUAUAGAUCGAAGACUUCGUUCAUACAUUCAUAGAACAAAAAAAAAUUUCUGGAUUUAUCCAAUUCUUUAUGCUAAAUUACAAAAUCUUUUUAAGAGCAGUAACGUAAACAUAAUGGCCUAAAUAGUACUUCUGAUUUUCUCCAAAACCUUUCGCUGGCGAAAACCAGCUUGUACUCGUACUUUACGUAUAGAAAUGAGUAAAAAGCAAACUUCUUCUGUACGAGAUGCAAAUUUCUCCAUCAACGAAACGUUUGGAGGCCGUUUAUUGAAGGAAGAAGAUGAAGUUUUUAAUUAUAAUGCCUGGGAUCAUGUAGAAUGGGAUGCAGAGCAUUUGACCAUGGCUGAGAAAAGGAUUGCUGAACAAAAGGAAAAUCCUGUUGCAAACAAGGAAGAGUAUAUGGAAAAUCCGAACCAGUAUUGGGAUAGAUUCUAUGAAAAAAAUGAAGGAAACUUCUUUAUGAAUCGAAGAUGGAUUGCUCAGGAAUUUCCGGACUUACUUCAACUCGUGCAACCUGACAUUGGACGAAAGGUACUGCUUGAAGUAGGAUGUGGUGCUGGCAAUACCAUUUGGCCUAUAUUAGCAGAGAAUAAAAACAAAGAACUCAAGGUUUACCCAGUGGACUAUUCCAAAAAGGCAAUUGAUGUCGUGUAUCAAAACCCUCUCUACGAUCCUAAUCAUUGUCAUGCAUCUGUGUGGGAUUUAGCUGGACCAACCUUGCCAGAAGGACUUUCCGAAAAUUCUGCAGAUGCAAUUACCUUGAUAUUUUGUUUUUCGGCGCUUUCGCCUGAUCAAUGGGACCAAGCGGUCGACAAUUUGUAUCGAGUACUAAAGCCUGGGGGAGUUAUAUUUUUCCGUGAUUAUGGACGUUUAGAUUUGACACAAUUACGAGCGAAAAAAAAUAGGUACUUGGAUGAGAAUUUCUAUAUUCGUGGAGAUGGCACCCGUGUUUACUAUCUUGAGAAUGAUGAGAUUCAAAAAAUUUUUGGAUCAAAGUUUGAAAUUUGUCAAAACGGAGUCGACAAAAGACUAAUCGUGAAUCGUAAGAAGAAAGUGAAAAUGUAUCGUUGCUGGCUUCAAGCGAAGUUCGUAAAACGAUAAUGCUUGGAAUUGCAAUCUUUUGUGAAAUUACAGAGGUAUUAAAACUAAAAUGGUUAGGUGUCUUUUUUUAUAUAAAAUUCAAAUUUAUUCCUUCUAAUGUACAACAUCA